Carlito syrichta (Philippine tarsier) is the source of this 6542-nucleotide messenger RNA. Its product is annotated as coagulation factor VIII-like. NCBI's taxonomy places the organism in Eukaryota, Metazoa, Chordata, Mammalia, Primates, Tarsiidae. The record is from RefSeq and is a predicted model, not a curated record. The transcript is spliced from 23 exons. The annotation marks the transcript as partial. Gene Ontology annotation, molecular function: copper ion binding; oxidoreductase activity.
AAAAAGGAAGCAAUCCUAUCAGUUACUGCUUAGUGUUACUCUGCUGUUGCAUCCAGUGGGUAACGUUCCCUGAAAUGCUCUGCAACCAAUUUGGGACUUUCCACUAAAUCGUAGAAAAUUUGCGUUUGUUUUCUCCUGGGAGCUGAAGAAAUUUGAGAAAAGAAUUAAUAUUUUGCUUCUCCAGUUGCACUUUUUCUAGCAGUAAAUCAUGCAAAUAAAGCUCUCCACCUGCUUCUUUCUGUGCCUUUUGCGAUUCAGCUUUAGUGCCACCAGAAGAUACUACCUGGGUACCGUGGAAUUGUCCUGGGACUAUACGCAAAGUGACCUGCUCGGUGAGCUGCAUGUGGACACAAGAUCUCCUCCUAAAGUGCCAAGAUCCUUUCCACUCAACACUUCAGUCAUGUACAAAAAGACUGUGUUUGUAGAGUUCACGGAUCACCUUUUUAACAUCGUCAAGCCCAGGCCACCCUGGAUGGGUUUGUUGGGUCCUACCAUCCGGGCUGAGGUUUAUGACACAGUGAUCAUUACACUUAAGAACAUGGCUUCGCAUCCUGUCAGUCUUCAUGCUGUUGGUGUAUCCUACUGGAAAGCUUCCGAGGGAGCUGAAUAUAAUGAUCAGACCAGCCAAAGGGAGAAAGAAGAUGAUAAAGUCUUUCCUGGUGAGAGCCAUACCUAUGUCUGGCAGGUCCUGAAAGAGAAUGGCCCAAUGGCCUCUGACCCACCAUGUCUCACCUACUCAUAUCUUUCUCAUGUGGACCUGGUAAAAGACCUGAAUUCAGGCCUCAUUGGAGCCCUGCUGGUAUGUAGAGAAGGGAGUCUGGCCAAGGAAAGGACACAGAACUUGCAUGAAUUUGUGCUCCUUUUUGCUGUAUUUGAUGAAGGGAAAAGCUGGCACUCAGACACAAAGGACUCCAUGAUGCAGGAAACGGACGCUGCACCUGCCCAGGCCUGGCCUAAAAUGCACACAGUCAAUGGCUAUGUAAACAGGUCUCUGCCAGGCCUGAUUGGAUGCCACAGGAAAUCAGUCCAUUGGCAUGUGAUUGGUAUGGGCACCACUCCUGAAGUGCACUCAAUAUUCCUCGAAGGUCACACAUUUCUUGUGAGGAACCAUCGCCAGGCCUCCUUGGAGAUCUCACCAAUAACUUUCCUUACUGCUCAGACACUCCUGAUGGACCUUGGACAGUUUCUACUGUUUUGUCAUAUUUCUUCCCACCAACAUGAUGGCAUGGAAGCUUAUGUCAAAGUAGACAGCUGCCCAGAGGAACCCCAAGUACGGAUGAAAAAUGAUGAAGAAGAGGAGGAUUACGAUAAUGAUCUCCAUGAUUCUGAAAUGGAUGUGCUCAGAUUUGAUGAUGACAACUCUGCAUCCCUUAUCCAAAUUCGCUCAGUCGCCAAAAAGCACCCGAAAACUUGGAUACAUUACAUUGCUGCGGAAGAGGAGUUCUGGGACUACGCCCCGUCGGUCCUCACCCCUGAUGACAGAAGUUAUAAAAGUCAGUAUUUGAAGAAUGGGCCUCAGCGGAUCGGUAGGAAGUACAAAAAAGUCCGAUUUGUGGCAUACACAGAUGAGACCUUUAAGACUCGUGAAGCCAUACAGCAUGAAUCAGGAAUCUUGGGACCUUUACUUUAUGGGGAAGUUGGAGACACACUGUUGAUUAUAUUUAAGAAUCAAGCAAGCCGACCAUAUAACAUCUACCCUCAUGGAAUCACUGAUGUCAGUCCUUUGCACUCAGGGAGAAUGCCGAAAGGUGUGAAACAUUUGAAGGAUUUUCCAAUUCUGCCAGGAGAAAUAUUCAAGUAUAAAUGGAUAAUAACUCUAGAAGAUGGGCCAACUAAAUCAGAUCCUCGGUGCCUGGCCCGAUAUUACUCUAGUUUCAUUAAUCUGGAGAGAGAUCUAGCUUCAGGACUCAUUGGCCCUCUCCUCAUCUGCUACAAAGAAUCUGUAGACCAAAGAGGAAAUCAGAUGAUGUCAGACAAGAGAAAUGUCAUCCUGUUUUCUGUAUUUGAUGAGAACCAAAGCUGGUACCUCACAGAGAAUAUGCAGCACUUCCUCCCCAAUGCAGCUGGAGUGCAACCUCAAGAUUCAGACUUCCAAGCCUCCAAUAUCAUGCACAGCAUCAAUGGCUAUGUUUUUGACAGCUUGCAGUUGUCCGUUUGUUUGCAUGAGGUGGCAUACUGGUACAUUUUAAGCAUUGGAGCACAGACUGACUUCCUUUCUGUCUUCUUCUCCGGAUAUACCUUCAAACACAAAAUGGUUUAUGAAGACACACUUACCCUAUUCCCAUUCUCAGGAGAAACUGUCUUCAUGUCAAUGGAAAACCCAGGUCUGUGGGUUCUGGGGUGUCACAACUCAGACUUUCGAAACAGAGGCAUGACAGCCUUACUGAAGGUUUCUAGUUGUAACAAGAACACUGGCGAUUAUUAUGAGGACACAUAUGAAGAUAUUUCAACAUACUUGCCAAAUGAAAAUAACGUCAUUGAACCUAGAAGUUUCUCCCAGAAUUCAAGGCACCCUAGCACCAGGCAAAAGCAAUUUAAAACCACCACACUUCCAGAAAAUGACAUAGAGAAGAUUGACCUUCAGUUUGGAGAGCGAACACAGAUGCUUAAAGUACAAAGUGUUUCCUCUAGUGAUUUGUUGGCGCUCUUGGGACAGGAUCCUACGCCAUAUAGGUUAUCCGUAUCUGAUCUCCACGAAGCCAAAUAUGAGAUUAUUUCUGAUGGUUAUUCACCUGGAGUGACAGACGGCAACAAGGGCCUAUCUGAAGUGGCACGCCUCAGGCCAGAGCUCCAUCACAGUGGGGACAUGGUAUUUACUCCUGAGCCAGGCCUCCAAUUCAGACCCAGUGAGACUCUGGGGACAACUACAGCAGUAGAGUUGAAGAAACUUGAUUUAAAAGUUUCCAAUUCAUCAAAUAAUCUAAUGACUUUACCAACAAUUUCACCAGACCAUAUGGCAGCAGGUUCCUUAGACACCACUGUAUUUGGCAAAAUGUCAUCUCCCUUUAUUGAGUCUGGGGUACCUCUGAGCUUGAGCGAAGGCAAUAAUGACUCCAAGUUGUUAGAAGCAGCUUUAAUGAGUAGUCAAGAAAUUUCACUGGGAAAAAAUGUAUUGUCAACGGAGAAUGAUAGGUUAUAUAAAGAGAAAAGAGCUCACGAGUCUGCUUUGUUGACCAAAGAUAAUGCUUUAUUUAAAGUUAAUAUCUCCUUGGUAAAGACAAACAAAGAAUCCAAUAAUUCAGCAACUAAUAGAAAGUUUCAUAUUGAUGGCCCAACAUUAUUACCUGAGAAUAGUACAUCUGUCUGGCAAGACACUAUAUUAGAAAGUGAUACUGAGUUUCAAAGAGUGAUGUCUUUGAUUCAUGACAAAAAUACUACAGCUUUGAGGCUAAAUUAUACAUCGAAUAAAACUACUUCAUCCAAAAAUAUGGAAAGAGUCCACCUAAAAAAAGAGGGCCCUAUGCCACCAGAUUCAGCAAAUUGGAUAAAAAGGACCCUUGGAAAGAACUCUCUGAGAUUUGAUCAAGGCCCCAGUCCAAAGCAAUUAAUAUCUUUAGCAUCAGAAAAAUCUGUGAACGAUCAGAAUUUCUUGUCAGAGAGGAAUAAAGGUGUAGUAGGAGAAGAGGAAUUGACAAAGAACACAGGACUCAAAGAAAUGACUUUUCCAAGUGGCGUAAACAUAUCUCUUACUAACUUGGCUAAUGUACUUGAAAAUGAUACACACCACCAAGAAAAAAAAAUUCAGGAAGAAAUGGAAAGGAAUGAAACAAUACAAGAGAAUGUAGUUUUGCCUCAGGUGUAUACAGAGACUGGCACUAAGAAUUUCAUGAAGAACCUUUUCUUACUGAGCACUAGGCAAAAUGUAAUUCAAGACACCAGGUCACUAAAUAAUUCAACAAAUACAACAGAGAUUCGCGUGGACCAUUUCUCAAAAAAAGGGGAGGAAGAAAACUUGGAAGGCUUGAGAAACCAAACCAAACAAAUGAUAGAGAAAUAUCUAAGCACCACAAGGAUGUCUCCUAACCAAAGCCAGCAGAAUGUUAUUGCUCAACGUGGUAAGCGGGCUUUGAAAGAAUUGAGACUCCCACUAGAAGAAAUAGAGCUUGAAAAGGGGACAAUUGUGAACGACAGCUCAACCCAGUGGUACAAAAAUGUGAACUAUUUGAUCCAGGGCACCCUCACACGGAUAGACUACAACAAGGAGAAAAGGGCCACCACUCAAUCUUCCUCAUCAGAUUGUCUUAUGAGGAGUCAUGACAUCACUCAGAUGAAUAGAUCUGCUUUGCCCAUUGCCAGGGUAUCAGCAUUUCAAUCUAUUAGACCUACAGACCUGACUAGGAUCCCACCCCAAGACAAUGCUUCUCAUCUUCUGGCAUUAGCCUGUAGGAAGAAAAGUUCUGGGGUCCAAAAAACCAGUCAUUUCUUACAAGGAGCCAAAGGAAAUAACAUUUCUUUAGCUAUUCUAACCUUGGAGAUGAUUGGUGGUCAAAGAGAGGCUGGCUCCCUGGGGGAAAAUGACACAAACUCAGUCAUGGACAAAAAACUUGAGAAUGCUGUUCUCUUGAAAUCAGACUUGCCUGGAACAUCUAGCAAAGUUGAAUUGCUUACCAAAGGAAAUGUAUCUCCUGAUAAAUUCAUUUAUCAGGAGAACUUUUUUCCUACAGAAACUAGCAAUAGGCCGCCUGGCCACCAGGAGCUCAUGGAACAGAGUCUUCCUCAGCAAACACAGGGAGAUAUUAAGUGGAAUAAAGCAAAUAGGCCUGGAAAAAUUCACUUUCUGAAAGGGUUGACAGAACGUUCCACAAAGACUUCCUCCAAGUUGCUAAAUCCUCUUGCUUGGGAUAAUCAAGAUGAUACUCAGAUACCAAAAGAAGAGUGGAAAUUCCAAGAGAAGGCACCAGAAAACACAGCUUUUGAGGUAAAGGACACCAUUUUGUCCCCGAACCCUUGUGAAAACAAUCAUGCCAUAGCAGCAAUAAAUGAGGGACAAGGUGGGCCCCAAAGAGAAGCCACCUGGGCAAACCAAGGAGGAACUGGAAGGCGGUGCUCUCAAAACCCAUCAGUCUUGAAACGCCAUCAAAGGGAAAUAACACCUACUAUUCAGUCAGAUCAAGAAGAAAUUGACUAUGAUGAUACCAUCUCAACUGAAAUGAAAAAAGAUUUUGACAUUUAUGGUGAGGAUGAAAAUCAGGGUCCCCGCAGCUUUCAGAAGAAAGUACGACACUAUUUUAUUGCUGCAGUGGAGCGGCUCUGGGAUUAUGGGAUGAGUAAAUCUCCCCAUGUUCUAAGAAACAGGGCUCAGAGUGACAGUAUCCCUCAGUUCAAGAAGGUGGUUUUCCAGGAAUUCACUGAUGGCUCCUUUACGCAGCCCUUAUACCGUGGAGAACUAAAUGAACAUUUGGGGCUCUUGGGACCCUAUAUAAGAGCAGAAGUUGAAGACAACAUCAUGGUAACUUUCAAAAAUCAGGCUUCUCGUCCCUAUUCCUUUUAUUCUAGCCUUAUUUCUUAUGACGAUGAUCAGAGGCAAGGAGCAGAACCUAGAAAAAACUUUGUCAAGCCUAAUGAAACCAGAACUUACCUCUGGAAAGUACAACAUCAUAUGGCACCCACUAAAGAUGAGUUUGACUGCAAAGCCUGGGCUUAUUUCUCUGAUGUUGAUCUGGAAAAAGAUGUACACUCGGGCUUGAUUGGACCCCUUCUGAUAUGCCACACUAACACACUGAACCCUGCUCAUGGGAGACAAGUGACAGUACAGGAAUUUGCCCUGUUUUUCACUAUCUUUGAUGAGACCAAGAGCUGGUACUUCACUGAAAACAUGGAAAGGAACUGCAGGGCUCCCUGCAACAUCCAGAUGGAAGACCCCGCUUUUAAAGAGAAUUAUCGCUUCCAUGCAAUCAAUGGCUACGUAAUGGAUACGCUGCCUGGAUUGGUGAUGGCUCAGGACCAAAGGAUCCGAUGGUAUCUGCUCAGCAUGGGCAGCAAUGAAAACAUCCAUUCUAUUCACUUCAGUGGGCAUGUGUUCACGGUACGGAAAAAAGAGGAGUAUAGAAUGGCAGUAUACAACCUCUAUCCAGGUGUUUUUGAGACAGUGGAAAUGUUACCAUCCAAAGCUGGAAUUUGGCGAGUAGAAUGCCUUAUUGGCGAGCACCUACAUGCUGGGAUGAGCACACUUUUUCUGGUGUACAGCAAGGAGUGUCAGAUUCCCCUGGGAAUGGCUUCUGGACGCAUUAAAGAUUUUCAGAUUACAGCUUCAGGACAAUAUGGACAGUGGGCUCCAAAUCUGGCCAGACUUCAUCAUUCUGGAUCAAUCAAUGCCUGGAGCACCAAGGAACCCUUUUCCUGGAUCAAGGUGGAUCUGUUGGCACCGGUGAUCAUUCACGGCAUCAUGACCCAGGGUGCCCGCCAGAAGUUCUCCAGCCUCUACAUCUCUCAGUUUAUCAUCAUGUAUAGUCUUGAAGGGAAGAAGUGGCAGACUUAUCGGGGAAAUUCCACUGGGACCUUAAUGUUAUGGAGCAACGACAAUGUUCUGGCUUCUAGUGGGG